CCCAUCGGUGUAUUGCACCGCACGACAAUACACACACCUCCUACCUCCUUGCAGACGAUACCGACACGCCUAAUCGCGCCGCCGAGACACUGGUGCCCCGGCCAGACGCGUGACACUCAGGCCGCCCAGCCCGACAGCUGCGGAGUGACCAACCCCCCAACAACAGCAUGGUCCACACCGCUGUGCUUACAACGGUGCUGGCGUUUGCGGCUGCCUUCUCUACGACGGCAGGCGCAAGCUCGUCAGCCCGAGGCAAUGUGGAGCGACGAUCCGAAAAUGGCGCGUCGGGGAGAAUACCCCUCGAAUCUCGGUCCAACAACGCCGUGGCUGGCCCUGGUCCAACAACACUCGCAUUGCGAUACGACGCACGCCGAGCGCACUCUCACGACCCCGAGGUUCGCCGCGCCUGGCUGCGCGACGACGACUUGCGGCUGCGCAGCAAGUACCGCGCAGACUUGGACCACGACGCCCAGAAGCGCGUUGAUCGCGACAUGCGCGCAGCCCUUGCCGAGCGACGGGCAUUGCGGCCAAGGCAGAACGGUGGCGGCGCCGCCGGCGGCAGUUCUGCAUCAAAUUCAAAUGCAUCGACCUCGACCGCCGCUGUGGAGGCCGACUUAGACGAGGCAAAUGAUUUGUUGACUGUUUGGGGACGCGACGUGUUCUACACUGCGGAAGUGGCUGUUGGCACCCCGCCCCAGUUCUUUGAAAUACACGUCGACACUGGCAGUGCCGAUUUCUAUGUCUUUGACAGCUCGUGUACCGGUGCCGAGUGCAAAAAGGACAAGCUGUUCAAUUCAAAGGCCAGUUCAACGUUUACCGACCUGCCAGAUCUUGGACCGAACAAUAUUACCUUUGGCACGGGAUUUAGCUAUGGCCACUGGGGUGCGGAUACGGUGCAGAUGGCUGGAUACUCGGUAUCGGACCUAGUGUUCCUCCGCGCGUCCGUGCACGAUACCUCAUACUCGUUGACGAACAUCACUGGCAUUAUGGGCAUGGGCUGGGCUCAGCUGUCCAAGUCAAACACGUACCCGUUCUGGCAGGUACUCGCGCCACGAUGGAAGGACAAGCGCAUGGGCUUUUACAUUGGACGCGUCAGCUCGCUCGACAUUGUCGACACGGCGACCACGCCUCCCUCUCAGGCUAUCAGCACGGCUCAGGCCGGUGGUCUGAUGACUCUUGGCGGCGUCAAUGAGAAACUCAUCGCCGGCGAGAUCACCUACACCCCGCUCAUCGCCCUCGACUUUUGGCGCAUCCCAAUGGACCAGAUCACGCUCAACGACUACACGCUUAACCCAGAGGGUUCCAACACCGCCAUCAUCGACACGGGCUCGUCAGUCAUCCAGGGACCCUCGGCCUCGGUUGCCCAGCUGUACGCCAACAUCCCCGGUGCCAAGCCGGUGACGGAUCCGGGAAUGUUGGGCUACUACACCUUCCCGUGCUCGCAAGUGACCAACAUCUCUCUGUCGCUCCAGUUUGGCGGCGUCUCGUACGCUGUCAACCCGGUCGACAUGGUGCGCACGCGUACAGGUGACCUCUGCACUGGGUCUAUCAUGGCCUUCAAUGUGAGCUCGAGCUCGAGGUUCCACUGGAUCGUCGGGGCCACGUUCUUGAAGAACGUUUACACUGUGUUCCGCUAUGACCCGCCGGCCGUGGGGUUUGCCAACCUCGUUCAGCCCUUACAAGCCAACCUCACGGGCUUAGAUGUCCACAUCAACGGCACGGCGGCUAUGCGCCAAAACUCAACGGUCCAGAACCCGAGCUUUGGCCCUGGUCUCGGCAUGAAGAAGUCGAACAAGUCGACCGUUCAGACUGCCCUCGGCGCAACGUUCGGCGCGCUCGCCGGCGCUGGCCUGCUCGCAUGGUUACUGUGCUUCAUCGGCUAUAGAAGAUGGUACAGACCACGCCGGGAGCGGCGCAAGAGCAUGGCCGCUCAGCGUCCGGUCGUCAUUGACAUUGAGUCCCAGUCGUCUCCGCAACCGGCCGGCCCUUCGGGUAGCCGGUUCAGCGACACGACAUCGUCCAACCUCAGCGGUGAGGAGACGCGUGUCGGCCACUCGGAGGAGAAGAAGGUCUCGCUGGCCUCUGACGACGACGCCAAGUUCUCCGUCAUGACCAAGGUUAGAUCAGUCGCCUCGGACGAUUUAACAAGCGAGGGCUCGCAUGGACAACACGUCCCUGUGGCGAUCGCGCAAGAGUUAGAUCUGCCGAUUGAGGACCCGCUCGAGUCGUUGACGCCGCCCGAGCCGGCGCUCCUCGCCCCGCCCCGGCCCGCAUCACUCGCGCCGUCGUCACACGUCAACCUGGCUAUGGACGAGGAUACCGGCGCACCGCAGCUUACCCUCCCCAAGAUGAAGCGGCUCACGAUGGGGCUCGGCACGCCCAACGCCAGCCGCCCAUCACUUUUGUAGAAUUAUCAUUGAUUGCACCAUUGCACGAAC
Vanrija pseudolonga is the source of this 2438-nucleotide messenger RNA. Its product is annotated as Aspartic protease. Gene Ontology annotation, molecular function: aspartic-type endopeptidase activity. The transcript is spliced from 4 exons. Lineage: Eukaryota; Fungi; Basidiomycota; Tremellomycetes; Trichosporonales; Trichosporonaceae. The record is from RefSeq and is a predicted model, not a curated record. Gene Ontology annotation, biological process: proteolysis. Bases 168 to 2408 code for a protein of 746 amino acids.